This is a messenger RNA of Caenorhabditis briggsae, 1164 nucleotides long. Gene Ontology annotation, biological process: regulation of transcription by RNA polymerase II. Gene Ontology annotation, molecular function: DNA-binding transcription factor activity, RNA polymerase II-specific; sequence-specific DNA binding. The transcript is spliced from 6 exons. The record is from RefSeq and is a predicted model, not a curated record. Gene Ontology annotation, cellular component: nucleus. Bases 1 to 1164 code for a protein of 387 amino acids. Lineage: Eukaryota; Metazoa; Nematoda; Chromadorea; Rhabditida; Rhabditidae.
AUGCAUCUUGACACAAUCUGCAUAAAAGUCGAAGACACCAGCGAGAGCAAAGUGCUCUCGCCAACCAACACUGAAGAGGAGGGUUACGGUAGUGGAGAUGAGAUGCACUCUGGAAAUGAGAGUCAAGGAUCUGGAAAGAGUGGAGAGUUGAAAAGACCCGAUUUAAAAGGUCAAUUCCGUUGCUCAAUCUGCUCCAAAAUCUUCUGCCACUCCUCCAGCCUUUCUCGUCAUCGUAUGCAAGCCCAUUUCAAAAGCUACAAAUGUACAGUAUGCCGCAAAGACAUUUCCAGCAGCGAGUCUCUCCGUGCUCACAUGUUCAAACAACAUCACAUUUCCCGAAUGUACAUGUGCCGUUGCUGCAAUUGGGCCUUUCCUGACAAGUCACUUCUCCAUAUCCACCUCCAAUCAGGAAACAAUAACAAUAACCUCGAUGUUAUCCCACAUUCAGUGAUCAAUAGAAGCUGUCACGGCAUUUCGGAUUCAUUUCAACUCAUCCGAAGUCCAUUACUCAAUCUUAAAAGUCCGGAUGCCACUAUUCCAUCUCUUCCAAUUGGCACCCUUCCCCUCCAGUCUCCAUCUGCAUUCCAGACUCCUCCAGAGACCCCAUCUUGGUUGUCAGCACUACCAAAACCGAUUCCUACAACCGUUCCAAUGUUCAUUGCCGAUUCUCCGAAAAAGGAGGAGAAAGAAGUCUACAUUUCUCAAUUCCCAACAUGCUCCUUUAAAUCUGAUCACAGCGCUUUCCAUCAACUCAGCUCUGAUCGGACCCUGAUUUCCUCUCCAAUCAUAGAUACCUCAUCCCCAUCGUCUUCAUCGUCAUCAUCUAGAAUCAGUCCACGUCAUGAGUGUUUUGAUUGCCACGUACACAAGACUAGAGCAUCUGUGGCUGAUGCUCAGUGCAGUAUCAUCCAUUCACAGAUGACUAUGAUGUGUCAGGAACGGUUGGAGUCGAUUGCUCAGAUGGAAGGACUUCAACAGACUGUCUGCAAGCUUAAGCAGCAAGCUGCAGCACUACGGGAGCAUAAUGCAAUGUUUCAGGAGAAGCUUCUCAAGUGCCAGACCGAAUCUGUGCGUUUCCUUCAAUCUGCUAAGUUGGAUAACCCAGUAGAAGUCACCAACUUCCUCAACGCUCUCAUCAACUGCACAAUCAUCACAAAUCCAUAA